Dracunculus medinensis (Guinea worm) is the source of this 501-nucleotide messenger RNA. The record is from the annotation of a GenBank genome assembly. Lineage: Eukaryota; Metazoa; Nematoda; Chromadorea; Rhabditida; Dracunculidae.
AUGCUUGAUGCAAGUGAUGUUUACCGAAUAGCAGAUGAGGUGAAGAAACGCGGUAAAGAAGAGUAUUUAGCCACCAAACGUUUGGUUCAACGAAUACUUAACAUGAUCCAGGAACAAUUUCAUCGCAAAGUUCCGCGUUUUUUUUCAAAGGAUGAACUCCUCUGUUCGUUGGGCUUAAACUUUACAAUUGCUCAUGGAAACCAAUCAUAUGGCUCUCCAAGUUCAUUUUCAAGGUUAUAUGAUUACAGCACCGGAUAUUUGCAAAAUAAUGGUCAGAAUCAGCGUCAAAACUAUAAGCAAAGCCUGGAAGUAUUUAGCAAUAUGCCGAAAUCAGAUCGAAGAUUUUUAUAUGACAAGAUAUUAAGUAGUAAAUCGUCAACAAUUAACAUUUACUCGCAUUUAAAUACUUCAUUUCAAGAGGAGAAGGUGAAAGGAGCUAAAAAAAAAGAUGUAGCUGAAUGUACGGUCUGGUCGAGGAUGAUAACAAUCGGAUAUGGUUAA